Pristis pectinata (smalltooth sawfish) is the source of this 2342-nucleotide messenger RNA. RefSeq names its product acetyl-CoA acetyltransferase 2 (gene acat2). Gene Ontology annotation, biological process: fatty acid beta-oxidation. Bases 24 to 1214 code for a protein of 396 amino acids. The transcript has 9 exons. Lineage: Eukaryota; Metazoa; Chordata; Chondrichthyes; Rhinopristiformes; Pristidae. Gene Ontology annotation, molecular function: acetyl-CoA C-acetyltransferase activity. The record is from RefSeq and is a predicted model, not a curated record.
CCCACCCACUCGGCUUCAGCACCAUGAACAAACAGGACGCAGUGGUGAUUGUUUCGGCCGUGCGCAGUCCAAUCGGUUCCUUCAAUGGCUGUUUAUCGAGCCUGGCUGCCCAUCAACUAGCCUCAGUGGUGAUAAAGGAAGCCCUGAAGAAGGCAAAUAUACAACCAGAAGAUGUGUCUGAAGUGAUUUUAGGGCAGGUUUUAACUGCAGGCCAAGGACAGAACCCUGCUCGCCAGGCUAGUGUUGGUGCAGGAAUCCCCUAUCAGGUGCCGGCAUGGAGCUGUCAGAUGGUGUGCGGUUCCGGACUGAAGGCAGUGUGUCUGGCUGCACAGGCCAUCCUGACCGGGAGCUCCGACAUUUUGGUCGCUGGAGGCAUGGAGAGCAUGAGCAAGGCUCCACAUGUGGUGCAGAUGAGAGCUGGACACAAAAUGGGCAACGUGCCCCUUCACGAUAGCAUUCUGUGUGACGGGCUGACGGAUGCUUUUCACAGUUACCACAUGGGAAUGACAGCUGAGAACGUGGCCAAGUUGUGGAGUGUGAGCCGGGAAGCCCAGGACAGAUUUGCUCUGCAGUCUCAGGAGAGGACUGAAAUGGCACAAAAAGCAGGAUUUUUUGUGAAAGAAAUUGUUCCCAUCUCUGUGCCAUCCAGAAAAGGCUGCAUUGAGGUGGUGGAUGAUGAAUUCCCCCGUCACGGGAGCAGCUAUGAAGCCAUGUCAGCUCUCAAGCCGUACUUUUUAACUGAUGGGACUGGCAGUGUCACUGCUGGUAAUGCAUCCGGUAUAAACGAUGGGGCUGCAGCUGUGAUUCUGAUGAAGAAAUCAAAGGCCCUUGAGAGAAGUCUGACACCUUUGGCACGCAUCGUAUCCUGGGCACAAGCUGGUUUGGAUCCUUCUGUUAUGGGAACAGGCCCGAUCCCAGCCAUAAGGAAAGCGGUGGAGAAGGCCGAGUGGAAGCUGGAUAUGGUUGACCUAUUUGAAAUUAAUGAAGCUUUUGCAGCACAGUCGAUCGCUGUUGUUAAGGAGUUGGGUUUGAACCCAGACAAGGUGAACAUCCAGGGUGGUGCCAUCGCCUUAGGCCACCCCCUGGGAAUGUCUGGCUGCCGUAUCCUGGUCACACUACUGCACGCACUGGAGCGAACAGGAGGAACUCGUGGGGUGGCUGCUCUGUGCAUCGGUGGUGGUAUGGGAAUAGCCAUGUGUGUUGAAAGACAAUGAAUCCAGCAGGAGGCUCAGCUGCAGAGACCCAGGUUUGGUGGAGGGCACAGUGAUUUCACACAGCGGACUGAUUUCAAGCUGCAUUCCAGUCACUGACCAUGCUCAAUGACACAUUGGUCCAGAGUACCCUGCAGAGCUAAUGGCAGGUUCACAAUCAUGCCUUUGUUUGGGGAAAAGGUACCUCUUGGUAAGGAAGAGGUGCAAACAGAAGGUCACAGAGUCACACAGCUCAGAAACAGGCCUUUCAGCCCACCUUGUCCAUGCCAACCAUCUACACCAAUCCCACUUAGUCUGUACCCUUCUCUGCUAUGGCGAUUCAAGUGCUUGUCCAGAUACUUAUGAAAUGUUGUGAGAGUCCCUGUCUCCACCACCCCUUCAGGCAGUGAGCCUUCCUCUGGGCCAAAAGGUUCUUCAGGUCCCCUCUAAACCUCUUACUCGUCACCUUAAACCAGUGCCCUCUGGACUUCCACAGUGGGAAACGUUUUUCACUAUCCACGCGAUCUAUGCUACUCAUCGUUUUGUAAAGCUCCAGCUUCCCUCUCAGUCUCCUCUGCUCCAAGGAAAGCAAACCCAGUCUCUCAUCAUAACCCAAACAUUCCAUCCCAGGCAACAUCCUGGUGAAUCUCCUCUGCACCCUCUCCAGAGUAAUCAUAGCCUUCCUGUAGUGCACAGUAUUCUAAUGUUUAUUAUAAAGUUGUGCCGAGACUCUCACCACGUAGAGUCAUAGUCAUGCAGCAAGGAAACAGGUCCUUCAGCCCAACUGGUCCAUGCUGACCAAGAUGCCCAUCUAAACUAGUCCCAUUUGGCCCAUAUCCCUCUAAACUUUUCCAUCUAUCUGUCCAAGUACCUGCCUCAACCACUUCCUCUGGCAGCUUAUUCCAUAUACUGACCACACUCUAGGUGAAAAAGUUGCCCCUCAGGUUCCUAUUAUAUCUCUCCCCUCUCACCUUAAACUUAUGCUCUCUAGUUCUGAUUCCCUAACCCUGGGAAAAAAGACUAUGCACAUUGACCCUAUCUAUGCCCCUCAUGAUUUUAUGUACCUCAUAAAAGAUCACCUCCCAUUCCCCUACAUUCCAUUGAAUAAAGUCCCAGCCUUCACAACCUCUCUCUAUACACUCAGUUCCUCAA